GAUUACAGUCGAGUCAUAUAGUGUAGAACGGAUUACUCUUUGAGCUCUGUAGAAAAAAAAUGGCUCUCUUCCAAACACAAACACCUCCUCCUAUCUACAGCCAUGGCUUUAGCUUCAAAACCCACAGCUACUCUCCCGUGGCCUUACCAUAUCAUCUCCCACCGCCUUCCCUCCCUCUUUCUGUCUCCUCCAUGAAAACCCACCACCAAAGCUCACUCGUUUCUCCCUCAACAGUGAAAAGAAAGUUGCUUUGCAGCCCCCCUCAUGGUAAACAUGUCAGAGAAGAUUAUCUUGUGAAGAAGGUGUCGGCCCAGGAGGUCCAGGAACUGGUAAAAGGAGACAGAGAUGUACCCAUUAUUGUUGAUUUCUUUGCAACAUGGUGUGGACCCUGUAUAUUGAUGGCUCAAGAACUUGAAAUGCUCGCUGUAGAGUAUGAGAGCAAUGUACGAAUUAUAAAGGUUGAUACAGAUGAUGAGUACGAAUUUGCACGCGACAUGCAGGUACGAGGAUUGCCGACAUUGUUAUUUAUCAGUCCAGAUUCGAGUAAAGAUGCCAUCCGGACUGAAGGGCUCAUCCCGUUGCAGAUGAUGCGGGAUAUCAUUGAUAACGAACUGUGAAGGAGUACGUGAUUUCUUGCUACAUAAAUGUGGGGGGCAUGCUCUCGUUUUGUAAUGGUACAAGCAUUACCAUCACUGUUUGAGUUUUGUUAUGUCCUAAUUAAUUUACCGACUGAUGUAUCGCCUUGGAGUGAACAGUUUUGUAGCCAUAAGAUAGCGAGUAGAUGUGGUCGUUGUAGGCAUGUUUAAAUGUAAGGAUGCGUGUCCGUCACACAUCCUCGCACAGUUAGAGGUGCAGGGAUGUUUUGUGAUGGUACGAGAAUUACCGUUCUUACUAUUGUUUAGUGAUCGUACCUAAACCCUAAACCUAUAAGAUAAUAAGACUUUGCCUCUUUUUAUUA
This is a messenger RNA of Pyrus x bretschneideri (Chinese white pear), 958 nucleotides long. Its product is annotated as thioredoxin-like protein CITRX, chloroplastic. The record is from RefSeq and is a predicted model, not a curated record. NCBI's taxonomy places the organism in Eukaryota, Viridiplantae, Streptophyta, Magnoliopsida, Rosales, Rosaceae. The coding region runs from base 60 to 617 and encodes 185 amino acids. The transcript is spliced from 4 exons. Gene Ontology annotation, biological process: plastid organization; cell redox homeostasis. Gene Ontology annotation, cellular component: thylakoid. Gene Ontology annotation, molecular function: protein-disulfide reductase activity.